GAUGCCAAUACGAGUCGCCCAUUGUGAAUAAGCCAUAGUGGUGCUAGCAUCAGGUGAAUCUUGUUGUUCAUUUUGACGUUUAAUAAAAUCUCAACAAGACUGUAUUUUCUUACAAGUAUAAAAAGUAUCUUCAUUAAGUGGAACAAAGUUUGGUAUUAAAAAUUCGUCUACUACUGGGACUAUAUUUAAUGCAGUAUUUUCCAUUGCGUGCAUACCUAACCUUACUAGGAAGGAUGAGUAAUUGACAGAAUAUUUAAAUCAUAAGACAUUGAAUUCUGUAUAAAAAUAUAACCGUACAGUGUAUAAAACGUUGUAUACCCAGUAUAAAGAUUCAUAAAGAACGAGGUUAGAAUCCAAGUAGGUAAAUAAUGAACAUCCCGCCGAUUCAGCAACCGGGUACAAUGGGAAUGGGACAGAUGGCGCAGCCAGCGAAUCCCCAGAUGCCUCAAGCCCAACAGCAGGCUCAGCAGCAGGCCCAACAGCAAGCUCAGCAGCAGCAGGCUCAACAGCAGCAACAGCAACAGCAGCAGCAGCAAGCACAGCAGCAGCAGCAGCAACAAGCCCAAGAAAAACUGGACAAUAUAUCUAAAGUAAAGUCCUUAGUGGGUCCACUGCGUGAGUCCCUGGCAAUAGCAUUGAAGACAGCAGCACAAACUUUACAUCAGAAUAGUGCAGUGGACAUUGGUACACUGAAAGGCGUUGAUCCGCCUGAUCAUCGCUUCAAUAAGAACAUGGAGGAAUUUUAUUCGAUAUGCGAUCAGAUUGAACUUCAUCUCAAAACGUCUAUAGAGUGUCUCUCUCAGAAUUCCAGUUCCUUAAGAUAUCUGCCAAUGUCUGUCAUACCAACGAGGACUGACACGGUCGCCAGUCAGGAAGGUCCUGCUUUGACCUACCCGCAAUUUCUGAUGACUGUGCGCGCGCAAGUAGCUUAUGCCCGCGAGAUUCACGACACUCUUGUAUCCGCGGCACAUACGAUUGCACCGGGUGAAUAAUUGGUGUGAACAAAUUAAUUAUAAACCACAAAGAACAAACGAUUAUUGUAUUCGCUACGAUUAACUUAUCCGGUCCGUGUGGUUAACCAUAAAUUAUUGCUGGUUACCAAUGUAUGCUUAUAGACUAUAUCUGAUAAUUGUUAUGUCCAGAGAAAGUUAGGUUAUUCGUAUUUCUUUUUGUAUAUAAAAUCAUGCUAGAAGUUUAACCAUGUUCCUAUCAAUUUAAAAAUUUAAAAAUUACAAAAUUAGUCCCAAGUCUUUACAGCAUGGAUGUAUACUGUUCUCUUGUAUCUGUCAAAAGAUCCAUAUCUUGAAGUAAUAUUUUUAGAAUUAAUUAUAUAAAAUAAGUUAUUAACACGUCCUUUGGUAUAAUAACUUCGUAAAGCUUCCUGGAAUAAACGUCAGUCUGAUUUCCGCUGCGUAUAUGAUCGACGGAAUGAAUCACUUUGGAGUUUCUUGCUAGCGAGGUGUGCGAACUUAGAAUGCAAGAUAAGAAUACUCGACUAAGCAUAUGUUUAAUAUGUGUGACAACAUAAUAAAUACUUGUACCAGGAAUA
Messenger RNA from Cephus cinctus (wheat stem sawfly), 1549 nucleotides. RefSeq names its product mediator of RNA polymerase II transcription subunit 29. Gene Ontology annotation, biological process: regulation of transcription by RNA polymerase II. Gene Ontology annotation, molecular function: transcription coregulator activity; transcription factor binding. The transcript has a single exon. Bases 369 to 992 code for a protein of 207 amino acids. The record is from RefSeq and is a predicted model, not a curated record. Gene Ontology annotation, cellular component: mediator complex. Lineage: Eukaryota; Metazoa; Arthropoda; Insecta; Hymenoptera; Cephidae.